UCAAAUGAAAGCUUUUGAUUUAUAUUUUAAUCAUAGUGUAGCUUGUGAACUGAUGUUCACAUAUAACAGAGCUCACAUCAGGAUUUUAGAGGAUUGUUCAACAAAAUUGAAAGAAGAAAUCAGCGGCGGGAGUCCGGUGACUGAACCGGUCCGCGUCCUGCGCGCUUUUCUCUUCUGCACUUCACCGCCAAACACCACGCCGACUGCGGGCUACAUGUUCAUCUGAGUGACCCUGGUGGUUCCUAACCACUUCUUUCUUCAGCACAGGACACAUCUCCCUCUCCAUCGUUUUUUCCCUCUCCUCUCUUUUGGAUGUCAUUACGAUGGGACUACUUGAUGCUCUUAGAGAUUUCAGUUUACUGACAUGGCUGAGGGAAGAGAGACAGUCCAGGAGGCUGAUCCUGUUCAUCGUUUUUAUUGCUUUGCUAUUGGAUAACAUGUUGUUGACGGUGGUGGUACCAAUCAUCCCCAGCUACUUGUACACAGUGGAUGAUGAGGCUUCCACUGCAGCCAAGAACCACUCCGUCUCCUCUCAGUCUCCAUCUGGAACCUUCCAGACCAUUGUGUCUCUUUACGAUAACUCCACUCGCCUGACCAACCUCAUCCCGCAGGUCAGCACCCCAGGCGUGACCUUUUCCCCGACCAUGACCCCAGCAGCCAAUGCUUCUGACUGCCACAAAGCCGACCAGCAGCUCCUGAACGAGAAUGUAAAAGUGGGGCUCCUGUUUGCCUCAAAGGCCACAGUGCAGCUCAUCACCAACCCAAUUAUAGGACCUCUAACUAACAAAAUUGGCUACCAGAUCCCGAUGUUCGCCGGGUUCUGCAUCAUGUUCCUCUCAACCAUUAUGUUUGCCUUCUCGUCGAGCUAUGUGCUGUUGUUCCUGGCAAGGUCCUUGCAGGGAGUUGGCUCUUCUUGCUCCUCUGUAGCAGGUAUGGGAAUGCUGGCAAGUGUGUAUACAGAUGAUGAGGAGAGAGGAAAUGCAAUUGGCAUAGCACUGGGAGGACUUGCUAUGGGAGUAUUAGUUGGCCCACCAUUUGGCAGUGUGAUGUAUGAGUUUGUGGGAAAGACGGCUCCUUUCCUGGUCCUGGCUGUUUUAGCAGUGUUAGAUGGAGCACUGCAGCUGUUUGUCCUUCAGCCUUCUAAAGUUGAUCCAGAGACUCAGAAAGGCUCGUCGCUGAUGACCCUCAUGAAAGAUCCUUAUAUCCUGAUUGCAGCAGGGUCUAUUUGUUUCGCUAACAUGGCCAUCGCAAUGCUGGAGCCCGCCCUGCCAAUCUGGAUGAUGGAAACUAUGUGUGCUAGAAAAUGGCAGCUAGGUGUUGCCUUUUUGCCAGCCAGCAUCUCCUACCUGAUCGGGACAAAUAUCUUCGCUGUUCUGGCUAACAAAAUGGGGAGGUGGCUGUGCUCUCUUAUAGGAAUGCUGUUGGUUGGGAUCAGCAUUAUCUGUGUGCCUUUUGCUAAAGACAUCUAUGGACUCAUUCUGCCAAAUUUCGGCGUCGGUUUUGCGAUUGGUAUGGUGGACUCCUCUAUGAUGCCAAUCAUGGGCUACUUGGUGGAUCUGAGACACGUCUCAGUGUAUGGCAGCGUGUACGCUAUAGCUGAUGUGGCCUUCUGCAUGGGCUUUGCGUUCGGACCAUCAGCCGGUGGAGCUAUCGCACGCAGUAUCGGCUUCCCCUGGCUCAUGACCAUCAUCGGCGUGGUGGACAUCCUGUUCGCUCCACUUUGUUUCUUCCUCCGCAAUCCUCCAGCCAACGAGGAGAAAAUGGCCAUCCUGAUGGAUGUGAACUGUUCCAUGAGGUCCUACUCCACCCAGGGCUCCAGCUAUCAGAUGGGAGACGACAUGGACUUGGACAGUCCAGAGUAGACGCCUUUAACCUCUCUCAGAAAUAGACCUUUGCCCCCUAGCCGUGUAUGUGCCCUACUAGUGUAAUUUUUGCUGUAUAAGAAGGGAGAAUAGGGACUUUUAACACAACCGUGUGGCCGAGGCUCCGUCCCUAACACUUUGUCGUUUGUUCUGCUGAAACCAAAGCCGUUGUCAUCGUCCUUUAAAAUUAGGGUUGAAGUAGCACGCCGAGUCAAACCAACAGCCUUAUCUACACACUCAGUAGGGCCAUUCGUUCGGAAACAGGGUCUUUAAAGCCACCAACAAGGAUACGACAAGACACUCGUGUUUAAAUUAGGAUAUCGGGGGAUAUUUUAGAAAGAUAAAAAAAAAAAGGAGUUGAUUUGAUUUUAAAAAACAAACAUAGAGUAAACAAUAUUUCCACAUUGGAUUUCAAAUCGAUCAGAGUUAACGUAAAUAAUUUAAUUCAUUGUACUGCUUAAUAAACCCUAAUAUUACUGUAUUUUAUAAGGUUUUCACAUCAGGAUUUUUUUCCCCUCCCCUUGUUCAUAAAAACAUCCCAUUACCUUCAAAUGAUCUGCUUUAGCAAUUAUAAAAAAAAUUAUGAUCUCGUAUGAUUAUAAUGUAUAAAAUUAGAUUAUCACGAUAUUUAUUUCCGUCAUUUACAUUUCCUUGUGUUAUGAAGCGUUAAUUACCUUUGUUGUAAAUCCCUGAUCGUGGCUUUAAAACACACGAAGCUGAAGGUGACCUGUGCUCCGUCAGCAUCCUGUAUAACCGCUCGACACUUAAAAUCUCAAAGAUGACUUGGCUACUUUUAAAAAAAAUCUCCAUUAGGAGUCAGAUGUUGAACAAUGCACUAUAGGGAGGCGAAUCAGCGCACAAAGAGGACGAUUUCUAUCUUUUGUUGUGUUUUUAUUUAUUUUUACGGGAAGGGAAACUUGUCUGAGGAGUUCAUUUGCGUCAGGUGUGGCUAAAACUAAUCCUAUUUCACCUUGAAAUGGCCUUACAAAGUUUCCUUUAUAUAACAAGGGUUGACUGUUUAACAAAGACCACACGUCAGUUUUCUUAUUCGAAUACAAAAGGCUAAAAUGUGAGAGUACACCGAGGAAAGUGUGACACGAGAGAGAGAGAGAGAGAGAGAGAGAGAGAGAGAGAGAGAGAGAGAGAGAGAGAGAAUAUCUGCAGUCAAACUGAAGUUUAUGUGACGUUUACAUUCAGUGUUGCCUCUAAGCCAAACUUUUGCUUGUUGGCCCGUUACAUGUUCCUGUCUGUUCAGGUCUUAUAUACAGUACGUGAACCAGCUACGAUUCAAGAUGUCGAUGUCGUCUUAUUUAUUAACGUGUAUCAAACAAGUUUCAUUCAGCACAUCGUUUUCAUCCUAAAACAACACAAAGAAGACACAAUGUUGCUCCUGGUUAUGAAUACGAGUUGUGUUUGUAAGUGUGUCCAUCCUUCAGGUGUGAAAUCCAUCGUGUCUGAGAGAGAGAGAGAGAGAGAGAGAGAGAGAGAGAGAGAGAUAGGAUCAUUUCAUCAGAAACGCACAGCUGUAGAGGAUCUCGUUAUCUCGUUAUAGUGCCUCCGUCGAAUUAGAUUAUAAUCUGAUUUCUAAAGUGUAUAUAGUAUAUAUAUAUCUAUAUUUUAGUAAGCACAUGUGAAAAUGGUUGUUAAAGAUGUCUGCUGUUAUAUAUAUAUUUCAUAUAAGCCAUAUAGGUACUAGUCAUAAUUUAAUUCUCAUUUUUAGCCGUUCCAUUAUUUCUGCUCGUGCACGAUUCUCUCUUAGCGAUGGAGGGAGCUGUAAAAAUCCAGGUCUGGAAAAGCAGAACAUCUGUGACAUGGUUCUGCCUUAAAGAGCACAUCUAAGAGCACAUCUCUUAAUCAGAUCUGUAGCAAUCAGUGUUAAAGCUGUGUGCGUGCAGCUCCACCAUGCACAAAGACAAUUCAAGCUAACGAGAAAGAGCAGAUAAGUUCGUACCGUACAUCACUAUCACUAUAACCGAAUCCUGAUCUUAAAAAAAAUAAUAAUAAAGCACAGAGGCUGUGCUUUUUUUUUUUUUUUUUUUUUAGAUGGAAGUCUAAAAUCUUCAAAUGUUUAUUUCUUUUCCUUUCCAAAAUCUAAGGUUUAAGGAUUAUUCUCCGGUUUUUGCAUUAGCUCCUGACUCGAUAUCAUUAUCGGUGUAUCACAAAAUACUAACCGUGACCAUCUGGCUUUGCCACUCAGAGCCAUCAAUCCAUCAAAAUGUAUCCAUAUCAUAACCUAGUGAUCUACAGUAAUCCUGUUCGAGGCAGAAACAUCCAUUAGAGUCUAGUCGAUCUGCUCAAAGACGAUGUGCUAAUUUACCAGCCCACCUACUGUAGGAUUGAGUUGCCCAAACAGUAACUUAGUAUAGUAAGAAAACAACUUCUAUGGCGAGCAGGGUUUGUCAUUGGGGUCGUACCAAACCCCAGGUCUUACCACACAUCCUGCUUUUCUCCUUGCUGCACUUUCUUUUUCUGUGCAACACACCUGAAGGUCUGCUGUGGGAGUACUGUACAUAUUUAUAAAAAAAAAAAAAACACACACUUUCUUUAUAUAUAUAUAUAGAUGCUUUUUGUGUGGCUGCAUUUGCUGAUGCAUCUGCUUCGGCUUGACAUUCACAGAUAGCAAUAGAUUUCGUUAAUAGGAUCGCAUCCAGGAGAUCAGACAUCAGGAACAUUGUAGGUGAUUAACUUACCUAAAAAGUAAGGAAACCUCUGCGUGUCCACAACAUGCCAAAAUCAUGUACUACACUGAAACCAUAUCUGCUAUCGGUAUAAACGGUAACAAUUUAGCCUCAUGCUAUGAGACUGUUUUCUGAACGCUUGAUCCAUCUACAAAAAAGUUCAAUGUCUGGAAAUCUGCAUUGGCAUCUCCUGCAAAUUUCAGUUACAACCGCUACACAAUGGUGCCAUUCUCUGAAAAAUGUUCUUCUAUGAAAAUGUUCUACACGUUCCUGCCUUUUAUAAGUCACUAGGAAUAAGGAUAAAGAUUCAAGCGAACACUGGGAAAUGUAUGUCGAGGAUGCUCGGAGUUCCUGAGUGCAGUUUAAUACAGGUGAUUGGAUUUAUUUCCUGUCUCGAACAGUACAUUACGUAAACAAAGUAACUACAGUGUAAUCUGGGGGUUUAACUGUUAUUCUAAUCAGAAUAACAGUGACGUAUGUAUAUAGGGUCAUACCUGCAGCAUGUAAGCUGUAUGUACUGUAAGAGUCAGCUUUAAUAAACUCUCCACACAAUCGGUUUUAUUUAAAGCUUGCACUGUAUUAAACCGAAGAAGAAGGAAGAAAAAAAAGGAAAAACGGAGAAUAAAUUGAAGGAGCUUCAUCUGUUCACAAACAUCAUCCCUCCAUCAAAGAAUUCAAACUAUUUGUGUCGUUUGUUUUCUUGUUCUGAGAUCGCUUGCAUAUGUGCCAAUGUCGGUGUGCCUUUCUUCAUGUGUCUUCUGUGUGUGAGUGUGUGUGUGUGUGCGUGUGUGUGUAUAAAGUAUCUCCUCAAGACCAUGAGAGGACAGUUUUGUAUCCUGUAGAAUUUCCUGUAGUCAGGAUUCAAAUCAUAAGACUGUAAACACUAUAGGAUGUAUGUACUGUAUGUAGUUGGGACUACAGCCAAAAAAAUAAAUAAAUGUUGGAUAUUGA
Molecule: messenger RNA, 5491 nt
Organism: Tachysurus fulvidraco (yellow catfish)
Lineage: Eukaryota; Metazoa; Chordata; Actinopteri; Siluriformes; Bagridae
Gene: slc18a2
Product: solute carrier family 18 member 2
Exons: 17
Coding region: 324-1862 (512 amino acids)
Biological process (GO): transmembrane transport; aminergic neurotransmitter loading into synaptic vesicle; xenobiotic transport
Cellular component (GO): terminal bouton; synaptic vesicle membrane
Molecular function (GO): xenobiotic transmembrane transporter activity; serotonin:sodium:chloride symporter activity
Source: RefSeq, a predicted model, not a curated record